AUGGCAACGAAGAUUUACAUAGUGUAUUACUCUACGUAUGGGCAUGUUGAGAAGCUUGCUCAUGAGAUAUCAAAGGGCGCCUCAUCAGUUGAAGGUGUGGAGGUCAAAGUGUGGCAGGUUCCUGAGACGCUACCAGAAGAAGUCCUUGGCAAGUUGCACGCACCUCCCAAGGGUGAUGCGCCAAUCAUCACAGCCAGUGAACUAGCUGAAGCUGAUGGGAUCCUCUUUGGCUUCCCAACUAGAUUUGGAAUGAUGGCUGCGCAGUUCAAAGCAUUCUUUGAUUCCACUGGUGGCCUUUGGAGAACUCAACAGCUCUCAGGCAAGCCUGCAGGGAUCUUUUACAGCACCGCUUCUCAGGGCGGUGGCCAGGAAACUACCGCCUUGACUGCCAUCACUCAGCUAGUUCACCAUGGAAUGAUCUUUGUGCCCGUUGGCUAUACUGCUGGGCCUGGAAUGUUUGAGAUUGAGAAAGUGAAGGGUGGUUCUCCCUAUGGUGCCGGAACUUUAGCUGGGGAUGGGACGAGGCUUCCUUCUGAGCUUGAACUGCAGCUUGCCUUCCAUCAGGGCAAGUACUUUGCUGGCAUUACAAAGAAGUUCAAGGCUUCUUCUUGAUCUCUCAUCAUCUCUAUACUUCCAUCACUGUUAUUGAACCGUUUGAAUUUCUUAUGAAGAAUAAAUUACAGAAAUUUGUACUCAGGAUUUCUCUUCUCGCCACAGCUUCUCUUCUAUGUAUACGUUUUCUCUAUUAUGUUAGUGAAUGUGUUUCCUUCUCUGUGCUA
Molecule: messenger RNA, 779 nt
Organism: Dendrobium catenatum
Lineage: Eukaryota; Viridiplantae; Streptophyta; Magnoliopsida; Asparagales; Orchidaceae
Product: NAD(P)H dehydrogenase (quinone) FQR1
Exons: 4
Coding region: 1-612 (203 amino acids)
Molecular function (GO): NAD(P)H dehydrogenase (quinone) activity; FMN binding
Source: RefSeq, a predicted model, not a curated record